Ilex paraguariensis (yerba mate) is the source of this 751-nucleotide messenger RNA. NCBI's taxonomy places the organism in Eukaryota, Viridiplantae, Streptophyta, Magnoliopsida, Aquifoliales, Aquifoliaceae. The record is from the annotation of a GenBank genome assembly.
CAUGAACCACCCUGGUCAGAUUGGCAAUGGUUAUGCCCCGGUUCUUGACUGCCACACCUCCCAUAUUGCUGUCAAGUUUUCUGAGCUUUUGACCAAGAUUGACGGACGAUCUGGCAAGGAGCUUGAGAAGGAGCCCAAGUUCCUUAAAAAUGGUGAUGCUGGUAUGGUGAAGAUGAUUCCCACCAAGCCCAUGGUGGUGGAGACAUUCUCUGAAUAUCCACCUCUUGGUCGUUUUGCUGUUAGGGACAUGAGGCAAACUGUUGCUGUUGGAGUCAUCAAGAGUGUUGACAAGAAGGAUCCAACUGGCGCCAAGGUCACCAAGGCCGCAGCAAAGAAAGGUGCUAAAUGAAAAGUGUUUCGGAUUAGAUUUUUCAUGGAUGGUCUGAAUGCUGUUAAUUGCUGUUGCUAUUUUCGACUUUGUUUUGGUCAUUUGAGCAUUUUUGAGUAUGGCUCUGGAAGCUUUCAUCACGAUUCUCUGACCUUACUAGUGAGGAUAGUAGAGGAAUUGAGCAACUUGGUGUGAACCAGGUUGCUUAAUGAGCAGUGGUGGAAGCUCCAGCCCACAUCCCAUUUGUUGAUUUGGGGUUAUAGCACUAAGAUGAGUAAUAGUUUGUUGUGGGAAAACAAUUCACUUUGUUGUGAAAGGCGAACAUGUUUUUUGUGAGUAAAAGAAUUGAUCAAUCUUUUCAAAAUAGAGACCACCGCCAGCAUUGCAAGUGUAGCUUCACGGUGUCAGCCUUGUAAUAAUAGU